This is a messenger RNA of Salvelinus fontinalis (brook trout), 5848 nucleotides long. Its product is annotated as lysine-specific demethylase 2B-like. The transcript has 4 exons. The record is from RefSeq and is a predicted model, not a curated record. NCBI's taxonomy places the organism in Eukaryota, Metazoa, Chordata, Actinopteri, Salmoniformes, Salmonidae. The coding region runs from base 205 to 1284 and encodes 359 amino acids. Gene Ontology annotation, molecular function: zinc ion binding; DNA binding.
GGUGAUUUGCAUAAAGUUGGGGAAAGUUUAUAUUUUUCACCGCCGAAAGGGCCCGCCCUCAUUCCAUUGAAAAUGAAUGGGAAGCGGUGUCUUUAGUUUUUCACCCUAUUUAUAUAGGCUAUCUCAAUUGUAGUUUUUUUUGUCGAUAUAAUGUUACUGGUAGAGUAGAAUAAUAGGAACACGUCGACUUUCAUUCCGCUCAAAAUGUCUAAGCUACAGUUGUUGAACUUGUAUGCUACUGAACGACCAACAGUGGCUGCUGCUCUAGAGAUAGCCGUAGCCAAAGAGACAACCAUAGCAGAGUCGCAUGAAGAAGUCUACCAUUUGAAGGAGGAGAAUGGCCGUCUACGAAGACUGUUGGAUUUGGUUUUCAAGCCAGAGAUAAGGUUACACAGAGCAGAUUCCCACCAGCUCACUCACCUCAUAUCUGAAGAGGUUCCCCCUGAACAGCAGCACUGUGGGCAGGAGUGGAGCCCCAGUCUGAUUCAGGAAGACCCAGUGCCCACACAGAUUAAAGAGGAACAGGAGGAACUCAGGACCAGUCAAGAGGAAGAGCAGCUUCAAGGGCCCUUUGAUACCAAAGACUCCAUAUUCACUUCUCCCUUUGUGGAAAGUGACUGUGAUCAGGAGAACCCAUCUCAGCCCUCACAUCUUUACCAAACCCAAACUGUGGAGGACAGAGAGAGGGGUUCUCUACUCACCAACACAUCUAUAGAGAUCAAAACAGAACCUGAUGGAGAGGAUUACAGAGUAUCAGAACCAGCCAGUGACUCUCAGCCCCUCUCUGCACUAACUCCAGACUGUUCUGCAGCGCCGACUGAAAACAAGAAAAGUGAUGAUGAGGUGGAGAGUGGAGGACUACAAUCAGGGUCUAAGACACUCGAAUCAAAGAGAAAACAGAUUGAGAAUGGAGAAAGGUUCCAUACCAGUGCUGGAGGCAGGACGGCCACUAUGCUGCCCAAUUUGACAUCCUCUAGGCAAACGUAUACUGCUCCUAAUUGCAAGGUGAAGCAUGGGAAGUGUGAGCCAUGCAGGAGGACUGAGGACUGUGCUCAGUGUGAUUUCUGUAAAGACAUGAAGAAGUUUGGAGGACCCAGUAAGACCAGACAGAAGUGCAGACUCAGGCAGUGUGACGUCCACGCUCCGGAAAUGCUGCGUGUGAAGGAUGAGGAGUUUGACGUGUCUGGCUUGAGGAGCAGGGAGAGCCUGAGGAGAGGAGGACAUCCGUCUGACGACAGUGAGAAUGAGAUGGAGUGUGAUGAAGCUGCACGCCCGUCACUAUAAAAAUGCACUGAACUAACAGGCAUGGUUGUUGAUGACUCUGAUGUUUAGAUGAACAGAAUGAAAUAGUCUCUGUAAUGCACAGCGCUUAACUCAGACAGCUGUUUGUAGCUGUUGGGAAAGUAUUUCAAAGCCUAAACUUGAUCACUCAGGAUGGAACUUUCCAGUGCUACUGUUUUUGCCAUGUAAUAUUUUAUUAAAACAAAAAUCAGACAAACAUAUAGUAGAAUAGUUGACCUAUUUAUCUAGUCUGCUUGUUGUGUGUUCUAUGUAAGAUAAAUAUUCCUCAAGGUGCAUUCAAGUUGUGAGAGCCAUAGGAGGGAAACAUGUACUCUGACAAGCAGUUAAUGCACAACAAUUCUUAAUGCAAUCUUUUGGAAGCAGUUUUGGAUUGUCAGAGUACACGUCUGGCCACUCUACCAUAAAGACCUGAUUGGCGGAGUGCUGCAGAGAUGGUUGUCCUUCUGGAAGGUUCUCCCAUCUCCACAGGGGAACUCUGGAGCUCUGUCAGAGUGACCCUUGGGUUCUUGGUCACUUCCCUGACCAAGGCCCUUCUCCCCCAAUUGCUCAGUUUCGCCGGCUAGUUCUAUUUAAGAAUGAUGGAGGCCAAUGUGUUCUUGGGGACCUUCAAUGCUGCAGAAAUGUUUUGGUACCCUUCCCCACAUCUGUGCCUCGACACAAUCCUGUCUCGGAUUUCCGCGGACAAUUCCUUUGACCUCGUGGCCUGGUUUUGACAAGCACUGACGUCAACUGUUAGCCUUAUAUAGACAGGUGUGUGCCUAUCCAAAUCAUGUCCAAUCGAUUGAAUUUACCACAGGUGAACUCCAAUCAAGUUGUAGAAACAUCUCAAGGAUGAUCAAUGGAAACAGGAUGCAGGAGCUCUAUUUUGAGUCUCAUAGCAAAGGGGCUGAGUAAUUAUUUUUUAAACAUUUGAAAAAAUGUCUAAACCUGUUUUUGCUUUGUCAUUAUGGGGUAUUGUGUGUAGAUUGAGGAUUUUCUGUUGGUUUAAUCCAUUUUAGAAUAAUGCUGUAAUGUAACAAUGUGGAAAAGGGGUCUGAGUACUUUCCAAAUGCACUGUAAUUUCUAUACAAUACAUUUCUUAUUUACGAGCACAUUAUGUUUUCUACAAUUGACCUGCUGUCACAUUGUCAUCACAUCUUCUAUAACCCUACUCUGGAUAUGCGAGUGCAUUUCUGUUUAUUUGCAAAAUAGAUUUAUCUCAGUGAGAAUAACCUGUAUAAAUAUAGGUUGAAUGAAAAAUAGCAACCAAAGUUUUUUUUUUUUCAUUCAUUGCAGAUUGAGACAAAGGACAUUUCAGCCAGUCAUGUCUCUCAACCAAAUUGUCUUUGCUUAAAAACAUCUACUUAACACCCAUCCCGGAUCCGGGAGCAUCCUCAUCAGUAAAAGCUGACUAGCAUAGCCUAGCAUAGCGCCACAAGUAAAUAAUAGCAUAUAAAUAUCAUGAAAUCACAAGUCCAAUUCAGCAAAUGAAAGAUAAACAUCUUGUGAAUCCAGCCAUCAUUUCUGAUUUUUUAAAUGUUUUACAGCGAAAACACUAUGUAUUUCUAUUAGCUAACCACAAUAGCCAAAGACUCAACCGCAUAUUUUCACCAUGUUUCUACCGCAUAGGUAGCUAUCACAAAACCGACCAAAUAGAGAUAUAAUUAGUCACUAACCAAGAAACAACUUCAUCAGAUGACAGUCUUAUAACAUGUUAUCCAAUAAAUGUAUGUUUGUUCGAAAAUGUGCAAAUUUGAGGUAUAAAUCAUAGUUUACAUUGCAGCUACCAUCAAAAAUCUCACAAAAGCAGGCAGAAUAAUUACAGAGAGCAACGUGAAAUACAUAAAUACUCAUCAUAAAAUAUUUAUGAAAAAUACAUGAUGUACAGCAAAUGAAAGAUAAACAUCUUGUGAAUCCAGCCAAUAUUUCCGAUUUUUUUUAAAGUGUUUUUACAGCGAAAACACAAUAUAGCAUUAUAUUAGCUUACCACAAUAGCCAAACAUACAAACGCAUUUAUUCACCGCAAAGAUAGCAUUCGCAAAAACCAGCAAAAUAUAUAAAAUUAAUCACUAACCUUGAACAACUUCAUCAGAUGACAGUCUUAUAACAUCAGGUUAUACAAUACACUUAUGUUUUGUUCGAAAAUGUGCAUAUUUAGAGCUGCAAACCGUGGUUAUACUUUGUGAAUAUGUAGCAACAUUUCCCCAGAAUGUCCGGAACUAUUUUGGACACUCACCUAAUCUGACCAAAGAGCUCAUAAACUUUACUAAAAAAUACAUGUUGUACAGCAAAUGAAAGAUACACUGGUUCUUAAUGCAACCGCCGUGUUAGAUUUUUUUAAAAUAACUUUAGUACGACAUACAGCAUGCAUUAUUGUGAGGCAGCGCUCACCAAAAAGGCGGCGAAUAGGAGUCAGUAUUUUACAUAGAAAUACGAAAUAACAUAAAUGGUUCUUACUUUUGCUGAGCUUCCAUCAGAAUCUUGUACAAGGAGUCCUAGGUCCAGAAUAAAUCGUUGUUUGGUUUUUUAGAAUGUCCUUUUCUCCUGUCGAAUUAGCAACCUUAGCUAGCCAUGUGGCGCGAACAUGCCCAUCUUCUCUUGACGCAAAGAACGGAAAAUUCCAAAAGUCCCAAUAAACGUUGAAUAAACUGAUAAAACUCGGUUGGGAAAAAAAAUACUUUAUGAUGUUAUCACAUGUAUCAAAUAAAAUCAGAGCCGGAGAUAUUAGCCGUGUAUACCGAAUGCUUUUCAGAAGCCAAUGUCGACGUCCUUCGCGCGCCUGAGAAGACAAUGAAAUUUCCAGACUUGUCACUCCAAAAGCUCGUAUUCGACCUCAGAUCAAGCUAGACACCCCAUUCCACCUCCCACUGCCUGUUGACAUCUAGUGGAAGGCGUAUGAAGUGCAUGUAUAUCGAUAGAAAUAAGGCAAUUGAAUAGGAAGGCCCUGGAACAAAGCCUCGAUUUCAGAUUUUUCACUGCAAAAUGAGUUCUGUUUUACUCACAGAUAUAAUUCAAACAGUUUUAGAAACUUGAGAGUGUGUUCUAUCCAAUAGUAAUAAUAAUAUGCAUAUUGUACGAUCUAGAAUAGAGUAGAAUAGAAUAGAGAAUAGGCAGUUUAAUUUGGGCACAAUUUUUUCCAAAGUGAAAACAGCGCCCCCCUAUUGACAAAAAAGCUUGUUUCAUUUUGGGAAGAUGUUGGUUAGGCUACAGAUUGCUUAUUGCCGCUUCAAAACAUGAAUCUUUAUUUUCCAGGUUAUGUUAAAAAAAAAAAAAAAAAAAAAGUGAACCUAUUCAAGUUUGACUCCUACGUGAAUGUGUUGUGAUCACUUUAUUUUUACUUUGGUACAUAAAUUACGGCUGUUGCCGUUUCACAUGUCAGAGCAGUUUGGCAAUCACUACCUGUACACAGCCAAUCUGUAAAUAGCCCACCCAACUACCUCACCCCCAUAUUAUUACUUACCCUCUUGAUCUUUUGCGCAUCAUCACUCACGCACAUCUAUCACUCCAGUAUUAAUGCUAAAUUGUAAAUACUUCGCCUCCAUGGCCUAUUUAUUACCUACCUCCCUACUCUUCUACAUUUGCACACACUGUACACAUAGAAAAAUCUUUAUUCUAUUGUGUACGUUUAUUUGUUUAACUCUGUUUCUGACGCACUGCUUUGCUUUAUCUUGACAAGGUCGCAGUUGUAAAUGAGAACUUGUUCUCAACUGGCCUACCUGGUUAAUUAAAUGUGAAAUAAUUUAAAAAUCAAACAAAAGUUUUAAUCUCGCUGUUCAUCACUAUUUGAAGAUUAAAUAUUUGGUGUUCGAGGUUGGACACAACGUAUAGUAUUUAGAAAAAGAAACAGCUUUGAGUUUAGACUUUUACAAUGAUUCUCAGUAGGGAAUACUUCAGUUUGGCCACACGGUGGCGCCAACGGACAAAAACAUUCGGCAGAUUUAAAACUGGCGAAGCGGAUGCUGUCUUUUGGCGAAAGGAAUCCUCUCCAGCGUGGCUUUUUCAAAUUAGCAUCACGGAAGAAACAUUAAGACUGCCGGUUUUCCGAUUUUGCCUUUGAAAUUAAAGUCUGCGGUAAAACCCUAUGUGAAGGAUACGAAAUCAAUCUUUCUUUGCGGCUUUGCAUAGUCGGUGGAUAAUGUUAAAAUGUCACAAAAUUAUAACUACAUCAGGGAACAAUUUAAACUAAAGAGAAUUACUAUUUUAUUAAAGAUAAGUGAGAAAUAGCUAUAUUUCUAAUAUUUCAUUGCAUGUUAUGUAUAUGAGUGGUGCAAUGCUUAAAAUUGUUUCUUGGUUCUUAAAGAUCCUAUCACGGUUUAAAUGUAUUUCCUUGUUACCUGAGAUUUGGCCACAUGUAUAUUAUCAUAGUAACACCCUCUAGUGGCUUAUAGUCUCAUGUAUAGGGAACAAAACUAUAAAUGCAACAUGCAACAAUUUUCAAAGAUUUUACUGAGUUACAGUUCAUAUAAGGUAAUAAGUCAAUUGAAAUAAAUUCAUUAGGCCCUAAUCUAUGAAUUUCACGUGACUGGGAAUACAGAUAUGCAUCUGUUGGUUACAGAUACCUUAAAAA